AUGGAAAUGAGAGUGAUGGAGGAUAGAGAUCACUUAGGGACAGAUAAUAUCUCUUUGCCACAGGUUGACCCUAGAGGCCUUGGUGGUCCAGCGGAGGUAAUUCUGGUAGCGAAUAAGGAAGGUUUGGAUAUUAUAGAAAAGGAAAUUCGAGACACAAGAAAUGAAACUUUGGGUAACGUAUUAGAGGAUAUUCGGGAGACUAGUAAGGAAACUACAAAGAUUGCAAUUAUGGUGAUUACCAAUGGUCAGCCUGAAGCUUCAGCUAUGGAGAAAACCAAUGACCAGUCUGAUGGACCGUGUCUAUUGAAUAAUCAAAUAUCCUUGGCUUCGGAUUCCACAUUCUUUGUAGAUCAUGAUUAUAUUCGUGUUGGUAAUAGCGGUACAUCUUUGGAUGAUGACAGAGGUCUGUAUUGUGCUAAUGAACCACCUGAUAAAGGCUUCCACUCUGAUGUUGAGGUUACUACUAAUCUUGCAUGUGUUGAAAUUGACUCAAUUAACUUGCAAGUGGAGGAUUAUAAACCAUUCAGGCAUUGUUACUAG
This is a messenger RNA of Ilex paraguariensis (yerba mate), 540 nucleotides long. Lineage: Eukaryota; Viridiplantae; Streptophyta; Magnoliopsida; Aquifoliales; Aquifoliaceae. The record is from the annotation of a GenBank genome assembly.